This is a messenger RNA of Henningerozyma blattae CBS 6284, 309 nucleotides long. It is a transcript of the gene SPT4, whose product is annotated as transcription elongation factor SPT4. Gene Ontology annotation, molecular function: zinc ion binding; RNA polymerase II complex binding. Bases 1 to 309 code for a protein of 102 amino acids. The transcript has a single exon. NCBI's taxonomy places the organism in Eukaryota, Fungi, Ascomycota, Saccharomycetes, Saccharomycetales, Saccharomycetaceae. The record is from RefSeq and is a predicted model, not a curated record. Gene Ontology annotation, cellular component: nucleus; DSIF complex. Gene Ontology annotation, biological process: mRNA processing; regulation of transcription elongation by RNA polymerase II; chromatin organization.
AUGUCUAGUGAAAGAGCUUGUAUGUUAUGUGGUAUAGUACAAUCCACAAAUGAAAUUUCAAGAAAUGGUUGUCCAAACUGUCAGGGUGUAUUUGAAGAAGCUGGUGUAUCAGCUAUGGAAUGUACAUCCCCAUCAUUUGAAGGUCUAGUUGGUAUGUGUAAGCCAACUAAAUCAUGGGUUGCUAAAUGGCUUAGUGUGGAUCAAAAUAUCCCUGGAUUGUACGCUGUUAAAGUCGAUGGUCGUUUACCAAUUGAAGUUGUCGACUUAUUACCUCAUUACAAGCCAAGAGAUGGUAGCCAAGUUGAGUAA